Molecule: messenger RNA, 2751 nt
Organism: Calliphora vicina (urban bluebottle blowfly)
Lineage: Eukaryota; Metazoa; Arthropoda; Insecta; Diptera; Calliphoridae
Gene: Sardh
Product: Sarcosine dehydrogenase
Exons: 4
Coding region: 26-2701 (891 amino acids)
Cellular component (GO): mitochondrion; cytoplasm; mitochondrial matrix
Molecular function (GO): protein binding; sarcosine dehydrogenase activity
Source: RefSeq, a predicted model, not a curated record
CAAGCGAAGCGUAUCUUGUGACAAAAUGUGGAGAAUAAGUAAAAAUAUUGCGGCGCGUAUAACGCCAAAGGCUCAGCAGCCGGCUGUCAAAACUGUACCUGUCCUGCAGCAACACUUGCGUUUUAGUUCAGCAAAGGCAGAAGUGUCAGUGCCUUCCUCAGCGGAUGUUGUUAUAAUUGGUGGCGGUUCGGCUGGCUGUCAUACACUGUAUCAUUUGGCCAAACGUGGCGUUAAAGCGGUUUUGUUGGAACGUGCCAAACUAACAGCCGGCACCACCUGGCAUACAGCGGGUUUGGUGUGGCGUCUACGACCCAAUGAUGUGGAUAUACAACUAUUGGCUAAUUCACGCAAUAUGCUAAUGCAAUUGGAAGAGGAAACUGGUCUAGAUCCCGGUUGGAUACAAAAUGGUGGAGUUUUUAUAGCACAUUCAGAUACUCGUUUAGAUGAAUACAGACGUUUGGCCACAGUGGGAAAUGCUUUGGGCAUUGAGAACUAUGUGCUUACCCCCGAAGAGACACAAAAAGUGUUCCCCCUUUUGGAUCCUAAAUCAUUUAUUGGUGCUUUAUAUUCACCCGGAGAUGGUGUUGUAGAUCCAGCCAUGUUGUGUACCGCUUUAACGAGAGCUGCUGGUAAAAAUGGCGGUAAAGUGAUUGAGAAUUGUCCAGUAGAUGAUUUGGUGGUGGAAAAUACUGGCCGCGGCAAAAAGAUAGUGGGUGUUCAAACACCUUAUGGUACAAUUAAAACAGACACUGUAGUCAAUGCCACCGGUGUUUGGGGUAGAGAUUUGAUUGAGAAACAUGGUUCAUUUUUGCCAUUGAUACCCAUGAAACAUGCUUAUAUAUUAUCGGAAUCGAUACCAGGCGUUAGAGGUCUGCCCAAUAUACGUGAUCAUGAUUAUUCCAUAUACUUUAGAAUACAAGGUGAUGCCAUACAAAUGGGUGGCUAUGAACCAAAUCCUAUUUUAUUGGAUCCAGUGGAUAAAGAUUUUCAUUUUGGUUUGUACGAUUUGGAUUGGUCCGUAUUCGAUGCUCAUUUAAAUGGUGCCGUUAAGUUGUGUCCUUCUUAUGGCAAUUAUGGUGUCAAGAGUACUGUUUGUGGUCCCGAGUCAUUUACACCCGAUCACAAGCCCUUGAUGGGACCUGACACGGUUAUUAGCGGUUUAAUACACAAUUGUGGUUUCAAUUCGGCUGGCAUGAUGUUUGGCGGUGGUUGUGGAGAACAAACUGCUCUGUGGGUUAUUAAUGGCAAACCAGACUUGCCCAUGUUUGGUUUUGACCUGAGGCGUUUUACGGACAAACAGAGUAAAGCUACCCAAUGGAUUAAUGAAAAGUCCCACGAAAGUUAUGCCAAAAAUUACAGUAUGGUAUUUAAGUAUGAUCAACCUUUGGCUGGACGUGAUUUCCAAAAGGAUCCUUUGCACGAUGACAUGCUGUCUUAUAAUGCCUUCAUGGAAGAGAAACAAGGUUGGGAGCGUCCGGGAUUCUUUUUACAAAAACCCGCACCCGUCUUAUCAUACGAUUGGUAUGGUAGCUAUGGCAAUGAACGCCAUAAAGAUUGCCCGUAUGAAAGUGUUUUGGAUGGCGAUUUAAAGUAUGGCAGUCUUUCGGAACAUCACAAUUUGAUUGGUGAAGAGGCCAUGGCAUGCCGUAAUAAUGCUGUGGUAUUCAAUAUGAGCUAUUUUUGUAAACUCUAUUUGGAAGGACCCGAUGCCCAAAAGGCGGCGGAUUGGAUAUUUUCAGCAAACACUAAUCGCGAUGUUAAAAAAACCGUUUACACUUGUGCUCUUAACAACUCUGGCGGCGUAGAAGCCGAUGUAACCAUAUCAAAAUUAAAUUCCGGCUCUGGUGCUCCACAUGAUCCUAAAUUCGAGGGACAAGGCUAUUAUAUUGUAGCUGGCGGUGCCUCAGCAUACUACACAUACACCAUGAUGGCCGAUGAAAUACGUAAACAAGGUUUCAAUUGCACUGUACGAGAUGUUACCGCCGACAUGGGAGUCAUUUCCAUACAAGGUCCCAAAUCAAGAGACAUUCUACAAAACAUUGUUCAAUGUGAACUUACAGAUGAGAAUAUACCGCCCAAUGCCACAGUAUUAACUCAAUGUUCGGGCUAUGAUGUUCGGCUGUUGCGUGUUAGUUUUGUUGGAGAACUCGGCUAUGAAUUGCAUGUACCCAAAGAGUAUUGUUCAAAUGUCUACAAGGCUUUGAUGAAGGCUGGAGAACCACAACAAUUAAGAAAUGCUGGCUAUCGUGCUUUAUAUUCGUUGAGUAGUGAAAAGGGUUAUCAUUUGUGGAGUUUUGAUUUGAGACCCGAUGAUACACCUUUAGAAGCUGGUCUAGGUUUUACAUGCCGCAAACAGGGUGUGUACAAGGGCAAAGAAGCUAUUGAACGUCAGCGUAAAGAGGGCAUCGAAAAACGUUUGGUAUAUUUAACACUCGACGAGCAAGUACCCAUUUGGGGUUUGGAAGGUGUCUAUAGAAAUGGCCAACCUGUUGGUUUCCUGCGCAGAGCUGAGUAUGCCUAUUACUUGGGCAAACCUUUGGGACAAACUUACAUACAGAGAACAGAUGGCCAGAAAAUCGAUAAUGAAUUUAUUAAAUCGGGUGAAUAUGAAAUCGAUGUUCUGGGAAAACGUUACAAGGCGAAAUGUCAUAUGAGAAGUCCCUUCGAUCUAGAGGGCAAGCGUGUCUUAGGUAAAUAUUAACAAUAAGAAGAAAUAAGAUGAAAUAAAAGAAAUAAAGACUUUUUUUUAAA